UACCAGGAAAAAAGUCAGAGAACUCGCGGCAGGGACGGAAAUAACAACGCCGAUCAGUUCAUUCUCUUUGCAAACGCAACCGCCGCAGUUGAUAGACCUUCCGUCGAUCAACAAGAAAGCCAAAAUCAUGGUGAUCCUCAACAACAACAAUUAAGUCCUCUUUCAAACUCGUCAGUCCUUUUUUCUAAUAAUUUGGGUCCCCAAAUCAAACGCCAGAGAGAAGAGUUAGACCAGUUUCUUCAAGCCCAGGGGCAGGAAUUGCGGUGUUCGUUAGCUGAGAAAAGGAAAAGGCACUACCGUGCGCUACUAGGUGCGGCAGAGGAAUCGAUGGCGAGAAGAUUGAGAGAGAAAGAAGAGGAAGUGGAGAAUGUAAACCGUCGGAACGCCGAGUUGGAGGCACACGCCGCACAAGUUAGCCUGGAGGCGCAGGUUUGGAUGGCUAAAGCGAGGGCGCAGGAGGCGUCGGCGGCUUCUUUACAAGCGCAGCUUCAACAGGCUAUAAUGAGCGUAGGAGCCGCCGCGGAGUACGAUAGCAGGAUAAGGGACGCGGGGAUGAACAGCGCGAGUGGGGUGGAAGGGACGGCGGAGGACGCCGAGUCCGCAUACGUGGACCCCGACCGGGUGGUUGCGUCGGGACCGCCUUGUAAAGGCUGUGGGAUACGUGUGGCGUCAGUGGUGCUGCUGCCUUGCCGGCAUCUUUGCUUGUGUACAGAAUGUGAUAGAGUGGCCCAAGCCUGCCCGCUUUGCCUCACCUUCCGGAAUUCGCGUUGACGUUUUUCUUUCUUGAAAGUUUUACUUUUCAAAGGUAAGAGAACAAAAAGUUCAGAAUAA
Messenger RNA from Hibiscus syriacus, 831 nucleotides. Its product is annotated as E3 ubiquitin-protein ligase BOI-like. The record is from RefSeq and is a predicted model, not a curated record. NCBI's taxonomy places the organism in Eukaryota, Viridiplantae, Streptophyta, Magnoliopsida, Malvales, Malvaceae. Gene Ontology annotation, molecular function: ubiquitin-protein transferase activity. The annotation marks the transcript as partial. The transcript is spliced from 2 exons.